This is a messenger RNA of Aspergillus nomiae NRRL 13137, 510 nucleotides long. RefSeq names its product ankyrin repeat domain-containing protein. The record is from RefSeq and is a predicted model, not a curated record. The coding region runs from base 1 to 510 and encodes 169 amino acids. Lineage: Eukaryota; Fungi; Ascomycota; Eurotiomycetes; Eurotiales; Aspergillaceae. Gene Ontology annotation, cellular component: nucleus. The transcript is spliced from 2 exons. Gene Ontology annotation, molecular function: RNA polymerase II-specific DNA-binding transcription factor binding. Gene Ontology annotation, biological process: regulation of transcription by RNA polymerase II.
AUGUUCAGCAAGCCAAGAAUCCCAGGAGGGCUACAAUCAGCUCUCAAAAAAGGACAUCUUUCUGAUGUUCAAAAGUACCUUGAUGCAGGGAUUAGUCCCAACCUCUGUGACAAGGAGAACAAGCAGAGUCAAGAGAGACCACUGCUGGUAUUUGCUGCUAUCAAUGAUCAUAUACACAUCAUUGAGCUCCUUCUAAAAUAUGGCGCCAAAGUUGAUAAGAUUGACACUCAUGGCCGAACUGCACUCUCCUGGGCAGCUGAGUAUGGUGCACUUGAUGCUUUGAAGCUACUUAUUGAACAUGGUGCAAACAUAAAUGCCGAAGACAAAGAGUGGACAACGCCACUUGCAUGGGUAGCUCACGCAGGCACAGGGGAUACACAGGCAGUGCAUGACUAUCUUAUAUCUAACGGAGCUAAGAUAGGAAUGCAUCACUCAUUUUUGGAAAUAUUGAAGCAUUCGCUUGCCGCAAAGUGCAACUGGGCACUGUUUAGACUGAAAGGCAGAUUUUGA